GCUGUCUCAUUGCUCUCUUCUCCGGAGACGCGUAAACCCUAGAAACCGCCUCGCGUCUUCUUCUUCUUCUUCCUCUUUCCAAAGCUCUGUUAAUGGCUUCCGCAGAGGUUGAGUAUAGGUGCUUCGUCGGCGGCCUCGCGUGGGCCACCGACGACCAGUCCCUCGAGCGGGCCUUCAGCCAGUUCGGCGAGAUCCUCGAAUCGAAGGUCAUCAACGAUCGGGAGACCGGGAGGUCCCGCGGCUUCGGAUUCGUCACGUUCGGCAGCGAGAAGGCGAUGCGGGACGCGAUCGACGGCAUGAACGGCCAGAACCUCGACGGCAGGAACAUCACCGUCAACGAGGCCCAGUCCCGCUCCGGCGGCGGCGGAGGAGGCGGCGGCUUCAGGAGCGGCGGCGGUGGCGGCGGGUACGGAGGCGGCCGCCGUGAGGGAGGCGGCGGGUACAGCCGCGGCGGUGGUGGCUACGGCGGCGGUGGUUACGGCGGCGGCGGUGGGUACGGCGGCGGCCGUGACCGCGGCUACGGCGAUGGCGGUUACGGCGGGGGCGCCAGGUACUCCAGGGGCGGCGGUGCCUCCGAGGGUAACUGGAGGUUUUAAGUUCGUCUCGACGGUGCUGUUUUCGUUGUUGACGUUUGCGUGAGGGGCCGCCGUGGUGGCUCUUCUGGUGUCAUGGUCAUGUUAUGGUUGAUGUGUUAUGGUAUCGUGUUCGGGUUCUCUGCUUUUUUGAUCGAUGGUUACUCAAAUUACCUGUCAUUUGCGCAAAGUAAGUAAAUGAAUUACAGACCUUCGUUCUCAACACCAA
Molecule: messenger RNA, 801 nt
Organism: Eucalyptus grandis
Lineage: Eukaryota; Viridiplantae; Streptophyta; Magnoliopsida; Myrtales; Myrtaceae
Product: glycine-rich RNA-binding, abscisic acid-inducible protein-like
Exons: 2
Coding region: 93-596 (167 amino acids)
Molecular function (GO): mRNA binding
Source: RefSeq, a predicted model, not a curated record